Molecule: messenger RNA, 816 nt
Organism: Entrophospora sp. SA101
Lineage: Eukaryota; Fungi; Glomeromycota; Glomeromycetes; Entrophosporales; Entrophosporaceae
Source: the annotation of a GenBank genome assembly
AUGCCGCCAAAUUUAAAUAUUGUUGACAAAUUUCUUGGGGAAUACAAUGACGACAACGACAACAAUAAUAAUGUUUUAAUACCAUCUCAGUAUCAAUAUCAACAAUUGUUAAAUAAUGCUUAUCUAGUACUACAACAACAAACAUCUCCUGCCUCUAUCACCACAACUGCAUCCGCAAUGAAUUAUUUUCCCAAUGUGAUGGUUGCAGAAACACCAUCACGUCCCUUAAUUCAGAAUAAUUACUUGUUAACACCAGAGUGCAUUUUAUCUCCCUCCAUAGCUCAGAAAAUUCCUAUAACAACACCAUUAAUAUCUCCUACCACAAUUGUCUCGCCCGCAACUACCGCAACUAUGUCUACUGCAACAUCAUCAGAUUUAUCAGAAACAAGCUCAAUUUCUACUUCUGCAACGACAACAACGAUAACUCCACCAAGUCCGUAUCAAUAUCCAAAUCAUAAUUGUGAUGAUCCAAGCUAUUUACCGAAAGUAACUAACCCAACUGACGAUGAAAAACGUCGACGUAACACAUUAGCAUCGGCAAAAUUUCGUAAUAAAAGGAGAAUGAAGGAACAAGAAUUAGAACGUAUAGCUAGGGAGAUGACAGAGAAAGCUGAAUUUCUUGAGUGUAGAGUUAAAGAACUUGAGAGCGAAGUUAAGCUAUUGAGAGGUUUAAUUAUUGAUAUUGAUUCUAGUCGAUUAAAUGGUUCAAGUCAUAAUAAUCGUCCAAUUAACAUUGGCACUUGGAAUUUGAAAGUUUUAACAACAAGAUUUCUUGGUUCUGAUUAUCUUCAAAUACUUGCAAUUGUCAUAUUAUAA